This is a messenger RNA of Brugia malayi, 906 nucleotides long. RefSeq lists its product as uncharacterized. The transcript has 7 exons. The record is from RefSeq and is a predicted model, not a curated record. Bases 1 to 906 code for a protein of 301 amino acids. Lineage: Eukaryota; Metazoa; Nematoda; Chromadorea; Rhabditida; Onchocercidae.
AUGGAUAAACAAAUCCUUAUCGUUGGAUUAACUUGUGUUGAUAUCAUCAAUUAUGCCGAAAGCUUUCCAAUUGAGGACAGUGAUUCUCGAGUAUUAGAACAGAUUUGGUCAGCUGGAGGCAAUGCUACAAAUAAUGUCGUCGUUUUAAAUCAGCUCAAUUCUCAUUCGAUACUAUUUUCAGCAAUUCCAAUCAAUUGCUCUAUUAUUACUUCAUUAUUAACCAAAGUUGGUAUUUCAUCGAAACAUUGUGUUCAUCGUUUGAAUGGUGAUUUGCCGACAUCAACAGUUAUUGUUAAUGAAAGGACCGGCUCCAGAACAAUUCUACAUUACAGGGGACAGUUGCAAGAACCAAAUUGCGAAGAAUUUCAACUUGCUUUUCCAGAUAUUAGCAUUUUUUCUUGGAUACAUUUUGAAGGAAGAAAUUUUGAAAAUCUUAUCACAAUGAUAAAGUAUGUUCUCGUGUCGAGACAAAAUAAUGAAAAGCCAAAAUUAUCGUUGGAAUGUGAGAAGGUUCGAGAUUUUGAAACUCUUGAAAAUGCUAUACCGCUUGUAGAUGUUGUCUUUGUGUCGAAAGAUUUUGCAAGGAAGAAAGGUUUCCGGAAUAAGGAAGAAGCUGUAAUUGGUAUACAACAAAAAUACGGUGCAUCACAUGCUAUCGUAAUUUGCCCCUGGGCAGAACAGGGUGCAGCUGCUCGACAUACUACGAAUGGAGAGCUUAUAUCAGUUGAUGCUUAUAUGGAAGCUGGACCAGCUAUUGAUACCCUUGGGGCUGGGGACUGUUUUAUCGCAUGUUGUAUACAUUUCCUCAAUGAGGGUAAUAGUUUGAGGGAUGUAUUAGUAAAAGCUUGCCGAAUUACGGGCAAAAAAGUAGCCAAACGAGGAUUGCUUGGAUUGGAUGUAAGCUAA